CCCAACACACCAAGUUCCCAAAAAAAUUCAAUUUUUUUCAGAUUUUUUCUCUCAACACAAAACAAAACACUACAAUUUACAAACCCCCCUUUUUGCUCUCCCAUUUUCCUUCUUGAGCAUGCACAAAGCUCAGAACUUGAACAUCAGCAUUGCCUCAUGAGCCAUUAGGGUUCAUCUCCCAAGAAAGAAGCACAGAUUUUGAGGAAGAUUUCGUUUGUGGGUUGCUUAGGUUACCUGCAGAAAUGAGUGCAUCAAGGUUCAUAAAGUGUGUCACUGUUGGUGAUGGUGCUGUUGGCAAGACUUGUAUGCUUAUCUCCUACACCAGCAACACUUUCCCUACUGAUUAUGUUCCAACUGUCUUUGACAAUUUCAGCGCAAAUGUGGUUGUGGAUGGGAGCACUGUGAAUUUGGGUUUGUGGGACACUGCUGGCCAAGAAGAUUACAAUAGAUUAAGACCUUUAAGCUAUCGAGGAGCUGAUGUAUUCCUGCUAGCAUUCUCUCUCAUAAGCAGGGCUAGCUAUGAAAAUGUUGCCAAGAAAUGGAUUCCUGAGUUGAGGCAUUAUGCUCCUGGUGUUCCAAUUAUUCUUGUUGGAACAAAACUUGAUCUUCGGGAUGAUAAGCAGUUUUUUCAAGAUCAUCCUGGUGCAGCGCCUAUCACCACAGUGCAGGGUGAGGAACUGAGAAAACUUAUCGGUGCUCCAGUUUACAUCGAAUGUAGUUCAAAAACACAGCAGAAUGUGAAGGCUGUUUUUGAUGCGGCCAUCAAAGUAGUUCUCCAGCCUCCAAAGCAGAAGAAAAAGAAGAGAAAGGGUCAAAAAACCUGUUCCAUAUUGUGAUCUUCUCAGUUCUAAAUUGGUAGUUGGCAGAGGAUGACAUGACUGUAGCCAUUUCUUGGUAGUCUUUGCCAUUCUAUAUCUUAUAUACUAUUUCCAACCUAGAGGAAGAAAUCGCCCGGCUCAACUGACCACAUUUACGGUUCGCUAAUAAGCAUCAAUCUAUUUGUCUCUCUGGCUGUAGGAUCUGUGUACACAGUCAUAAUCUCAAUAUGUUUGGCAUGAACAAACUUCUAGUGCUCUUCUGGGCUGUUUUACCUGUUGUAUUGACACUAUUAAAUGACCAUUUCCUUCUGUGGACAUGGUUUCUAUUUGGAUUGUAAUGUAAUGUAAUGUAGGAAGUGCUUGCAUAUGUGCCUUGAUAUGAAACUAAGUAUAUGUAAUUAUGUUAGCUGCUUAACAGACUGAAAUAUAGUUGGUUUGAUUAA
Arachis stenosperma is the source of this 1261-nucleotide messenger RNA. Its product is annotated as rac-like GTP-binding protein RAC1. Gene Ontology annotation, cellular component: nucleus; cell cortex; cell projection. NCBI's taxonomy places the organism in Eukaryota, Viridiplantae, Streptophyta, Magnoliopsida, Fabales, Fabaceae. Bases 243 to 836 code for a protein of 197 amino acids. Gene Ontology annotation, biological process: regulation of actin cytoskeleton organization; small GTPase-mediated signal transduction; establishment or maintenance of cell polarity. The record is from RefSeq and is a predicted model, not a curated record. Gene Ontology annotation, molecular function: GTP binding; protein kinase binding; GTPase activity. The transcript has 7 exons.